GUUUGAAUUUACAGGCGGUUGAAGUUCACAAGCUGACAGAUUCAAAGCUUGCCUGCAACGAGACGAAAAGUGAUCGACUCCUACGUUUUCAGCAAUGUCGUCUUGGCGUGGGGAACGUACGCCGUUAAGAAAUGUGGAGAAUGAGAUGCACCUGCAAACCACAGCUUCGAGGCUCAAAUCACGGUCCAGUAGCCAUGUCCAAUAUACUUUAAUGAAGGAUGGGGCAGCUGCUCGUUGCCUAGCAGCCCCUCUCUCCCCCGGCCUUUCAAGUGAGCUCACGUGCACACAUUCUCCAGAAGUCGCUGAGAAGGCAUCUACCAUGGAGGACAACCAUGACAACCACGUCAGUCAUCUGUGUGGACCAGGAGACGUCACUUUCAAAUCCUUUGUUUGUGUCGGAGGAGAAGUUCUGGUCUCAGAAUCUUCCGUGUUGCCAGAAGGAUCCGUGUUCCUUGAUCAGUCUGUUCUGAGUCGGCUUCCCCCCGACAGUGAAGGGGAGAACAUGUUCUCCUUGGAAAGCAGCGUCACCUGGUCAUGUGACCACCAUGUGGACCACCCCUACUGCAGCGCGGGAUGUGAUGUCACCACAUCGAGGGCCGGUCAUCUGUCCGCCUGCGAGCUUUCAGGUGCUGUUGGGAGCACAGAUGUUCCCCACGCCACUGACGAGUCUGGACGUGCCAACGACUCCUUUUCUGGACUGGGAGAUAUUACGUACAGAUCCCUCCUGUGUGCCGGCGGGGAGGUGGAAGUUUCUGAAGGCACCAGCCUGGCUGCUGAGAUGGUCUGUGUACCUGGGGACCGGUCAGAGGGGCUCAUCUGCCCCCCGUACCACCACAGUGUUCAUCCUCCUGGCUUCAUGGAGGAACGUGACCUCAAGCCCAGCAGUGGCCAUACUGAGCACCCUUACUGUAACACAGAACAAGACAUGGCUGCCUUUAGCACUGAGCCUCCUUCCUACAGGGAGGACUCGGUUAACUGUCCUGAUGACGAUGCUUUGGAACCUAGCGAAGGUAGUGAGAAGGCUCCAAGUGCACGAAGUGACGUCACCUUCAAAUCUUUUAGUUGCAGUGGAGGAGAGGUUGAAUGGUCUGACUCCAUCAGAAUGGGGGAGGAGACCAUCCCUUUACCCAAGGAUCAGUCUUCGAAUGGCCAAUCGCAACGCGACAUCAGUAUAAACCCAAGCAUCUUAUUGGAUGAUGAGACUGUCAGUCAAGCAGAUCACCCAUACUGCCAUUCGAGCAGUGACGGUGUCGUGUCCUAUAUUGGCCACCCUCAUAUGAUGGAGCCCUCUGUGGGAAACGUCUCUUUGAAAUCAGCAAAGGAUCUUGAAGCCGUUUCCUGUCAGCUCUUCCCAGAAUGCACCACACAGGAAGAAGUCAUUUGUCAGCUCAUCCCAGACUGUGGUGACGUCCCUGUGUCCACACACAGCAGCACCGUACACGCUGAAUAUGAUGAUGGUUCUCCGUGCCUGGAACCGGGGGUAGCUCCUCUCCCAGAGACCCUGCUGGACGUGGUGAGGGAACUCCCGGGGUUCUGCUCCGUAGCCGACGCUCUGCCCCUCUCUCUCCUCAGCCCCGUGCUCAGGGCCACCCCUGUCAACCGGAGGAAGUGUGACCGGCGGUCUGUUUGGGCCCUCGCUCAAGCCAUAGCACAGGAGUCCAUUGCGGAGGUGGAGAAGAUCCUCGAGGGCAUCACCUCAGUAAGCUGUGUGGUCCCUGGUAACCCUGACAGCCUGUGGAACAGCAUCACCCUGGAGAGCCCAGGGCUCCAUCCCCAGUUCAACUCCACUGCUCUGGGGGCCAGGUCUUCCUGCAAGCCCCUGCAAGCACCUCCAACCAGGGAGAAGGUGCUGCAGGAUCACCCGGAGAACGUUCUGGAGAUGGAGGUUCUACAGGAUCAUGUAGCCCCUCAGGAUCAGAACACAGACACACUGGAGAAGACUGUGGAUGACGAGCAGGAAGCAGGGGAGAAGGAUCCUUCUGCUGCAGAGCCUCCUACCCAGGAGGAGAAAGAGCUGGAUCUUCCUCCAGUGGAGACGAGGACAGAUGGAGGGAGAACCUGCACUCCUCCUCCUCACCAGAUGGACCUGCUACCCCUCGGCUACUCCCUGGCUCCUGGGCUCCCCCUCCAGCAGCAGCUCAAGCAGAUGGCCCACCUCCUCAUCCUUGCGUCCAACAGGGUGGGUUUGUCGACCCCCUCGGGGGCCAGGCUGGAGGAGCAAAGUGUGGGCACCAGCCCCCCCAAGCUGGAGGAGCGCAGCUCCAACACCUCGGGGGUGUAUGAGAGGAAGAGGGAGGUGCUGGUGUCGGAUGCCUGCUCUGCCACUGACUCACUGCUCUGGAACCUGGCCCCAGGCAGCCUAUCUGACCUCUCCAGAGCAGAGCUGGAGCAGCGACUGUCCUCCAGCCUGAUCAUGGUGGAAGCCCUGGCCCAGCAGCUGUCUGCAUCCAGGGUGCCCGCCUCCCUCCCCGGGGCUCCCGGCCCUUCCAGCCUGAGGGACAAGCUGGUCCAGACAGACCACACCGAGCUCAGCCAGACUGUAACGUACAGGGAGCUGUAUGUUGCGUCCCUGGAGAGGAUCAGGGAUCUGGAGCAGGAGCAGGCUGAUCUGCAGACACUGAGGCUCAGCCUGGUCAACACCAGGACCUGCAUGGUGAGAACACACCACAACACCAGGACCUGCAUGGCCAGCCAGAGUUCUCACAGUGAGGCAGUUCUGUCCAGCCUGAAGCAGAUGCUGGAUGAGGUCAAAUCAGACCACCACAGCCUCCUCUCACAGCAUGCUCAGGUGCGGAGCCUGUUUGAGCGCUGUAAUAGCAGCCAGUCCCGGAUGCUGCAGAAGACCAGAGACUGUCUGCAGCAGAGGGAGGAGAUGAGAGCCCAGAGGGACCAGGCCCUCUCUCAGCAGCAGGCGGCCUUCAGUGUGGUGGAGCAGCUGAAGGUGUCGAGUUCUGACAGGAUCUCAGAGCUGCAGAACAGCCUCAGCUCUAUCCAGGACCUCAGAGAUGCUCUGACCAGGACCUACCCUCAACAGGUUGCACUGAACAAGGCUUGUGUUGAAUCCUUCAGCUCAGCAUCUGAACUCUUAAGAGGAACUAUGAGUGACCAAGCCAGCCUGCACCAGCAGCUCCAGUCAACCAGGCGUCUCCUUCAGAAGACCUUCCCUCUGCUCAGCAGCCUGAACCACAAAACUGCUGCUGCCAUCGCUGAGAGAGACCAGACCCUGAUGGAGAGAGACCAGACCCAGGCUUCUCUCCAGCAGAGCAUGUCCAGCCUGCAGGAGAGUCAACUGCAGAACACAGACCUCCAGCUGCAGGUCACCAUUAUGACCUCAGAGAUGGGUGUGCUCCGUCAGCAGCUGGGUGAGGAGGAGGAGGAGCGAGCUGGUCUGGAGAGGAAGGUGGGGGAGCUGUCUGCUACAGUCUCCUCCAGCCUGGCCUCCUACGCCUUCCUGGAGCAAGCCCUCGCUGGGGAGUCCAGCCUGUUGCAGCAGGCCCAGCAGGAUGUGAAGCUAGCUACUGAACGUGUUAAUGAGCUGCAGGCACGGCUGCAGCACAGUGAGCAGUGUGUGUGUGAGCUGGAGAGAGCCCUGCAGCACAGUGAGGAGGAGAGCACAGAGCUGCAGGCCCGCUGCUGCAGCCAGGCCCUGCAACUGCAGCAGCAGGCCCAGAUACACACUCAGCUCUGCAGCAUGAAGGACAUGAACGAGUUCCUGCAGAUGGAGAGUGAGCUGGUGCGGCAGCAGAUUGAGGAGAGCGAGGCCAAGCAGAGGGCCACUCUGCACGCGCUCAGGGAGAGGAACUUCCAGAGUGAGGACCUGAGGAAGGCCCUCAGCCACGCCACUGUGGAGCAGCAGGCGUUGCGUGCUGAGCUGCAGAGAGUGAGUGAGGAAGGCAGAAGGCUCCAGGCAGAGCAAGCAGAGCAGCAGGCUCAGACGGUCACUAACAUCACCAUCCUACACCACACCCUCCGACAACUGACCAAUCAGCUGCAGGCUGCCCUCACCUCCCAGGAGCAGCCCCCUGUGCCCCAGACCGCCCCACAGUUUGAGCAGCACCCCCCCAGCUCGUUUGUGGACAGCAUCAUGGUUGCCCUGGCCAGAGGGCCGGAGGAAUGCCACGCAGAGCCCCCUGCUGGACACAAUGUGGCUGGGUCCCAGUCUAAGGGUCUGGGCAGUAAGAACAGCGCCUUCUCCCAUGUCCCCAUGAAGAGCAGCGACAGAGGGGAGGAGGGGGGGGAAGCGAGGGGUGAAGAGGAGGAAGAGAGUGUGCUAGCUCUGCUGGUAGACAUGGGUACCACUGUGACAGAGCUGGCCUCUACCCUGGCCCUGCUGCACCAGCACAAAGACUCACAGCACAACACCAUCGGUGCCCUGCAGGGGGAGCUGCAGGCCCAGGCUCUCAAACACACAGAGGAAGUGUUUGAGCUGAGAGAGCAGGUGAGCAGACUGACCAGCCAGGAGGAGAAGUGGGCUGCAGCGCUGCAGGACAGAGCCCAGGAGGAGAAGACCACCAUGCAGCUUCUAACUGACCUGGACGGGGUCAGGGAGCUGCUUCAGAGCCACAGGACUGAGAACACCGAGCUAAGCAAGGAAGUGUUGGCGCUUCGCCGCUCUCUCCACCAAUCAGAGGUGGAGGCCCAGGCCAUGAGGGAGGAACUGAGCAAGGCGGGAAGCCAAUCAGCAUCCUCCAUGAAUGCUAUGGAUGACAAGAUCCGCCUUCUGAAAGAGGUGGAGAGACUAAGGAUGAGUCUGGUGGAGGUGGAGGAGGGGCGCUCCAGGCUGCUGGAUAGAGCCAAGAGACACCAAGUGGUGCAUGAGGCCAACCAGAGGAAGCUGGAGAAGGAGCUCCACCUGCUGGACCACAUGAUCGAGGCAGUCAGGAAGACUCUGCUCUCUGUGCCGGACGUGGUGCAGAACUGCGAGGAGCUUCGUAAACUGGUGGAAUACCUCGGAUGAAGACCUUGUAACACUUCAGAUCAAACCUCUUCUUUUGUGUGUGAAUUGUUUAUUGGAAAUAAUAAAAGUAGUUUUAAUACAACAGAAAGGCUGUUAUUAGAUAAGACUGGUUAGGCAGCCCUGUGCUGUGUGUCGGUUUUCCACAAGUAAAAACACCCAGUUGUGCUGCUCAGAAAGUAUAUUUGAUUUGGUACAAAUAAGUUUACAAAUUCAAGAAAACAACAAGAGUAGUCAUCAAUUAGAAGUAUUCAAGCAGAAUCAAUCAGUAUAAAAAAAUACAUUUUAAAUUGUAUCCUUGGAUGUUGCUACUAUGGAUGUUGCACAUCUUUUUUUACCGUAAUUCUCAAGUAAUUUGUGUCUAAACUUUAGGACUGAAUGAUUUUGGAAAAUAUGCGAAUUGCGAUUAUUUUGACUAAUAUUGAGAUUUAAUAUGCGAUUAUUAUAUUAAUCGCAUAUCAACAUGUCAUUAUUUUGGCCAUCCAAAGUACGAGGAACUUAAAUGAAAUUAUCUUCUCCUGUUCCAUUGAUGUCGACCAUCUCAGCCCUCUGAGGCAGAGAGCCAGACCAUUCCACCCUAUUCAGGGACAUCAUGUCGCCCUGAGGGUAAUCGAGGUGAGGAGGAACUGGGCUUUGACCCAUCAUCGGGGAGGCUGUGUUGCUUCUACCGUGGUCUCAACUGUCUUGGUGACAGUUUGAGUGACAGCCUUGUUAGAAAGCUUUGGGGACCCAUCAUCGUCCUCAGCAACAAUGCUCUUCAGCAGAA
This is a messenger RNA of Hypomesus transpacificus, 5720 nucleotides long. RefSeq names its product sperm associated antigen 5 (gene spag5). The record is from RefSeq and is a predicted model, not a curated record. The transcript is spliced from 23 exons. Bases 95 to 4957 code for a protein of 1620 amino acids. Gene Ontology annotation, biological process: cell division; regulation of attachment of spindle microtubules to kinetochore. NCBI's taxonomy places the organism in Eukaryota, Metazoa, Chordata, Actinopteri, Osmeriformes, Osmeridae.